Messenger RNA from Pestalotiopsis fici W106-1, 1605 nucleotides. RefSeq lists its product as uncharacterized. Bases 1 to 1605 code for a protein of 534 amino acids. Gene Ontology annotation, molecular function: protein-folding chaperone binding. NCBI's taxonomy places the organism in Eukaryota, Fungi, Ascomycota, Sordariomycetes, Amphisphaeriales, Sporocadaceae. The record is from RefSeq and is a predicted model, not a curated record. Gene Ontology annotation, biological process: protein import into mitochondrial matrix. Gene Ontology annotation, cellular component: mitochondrial inner membrane. The transcript is spliced from 2 exons.
AUGAGUUCUCUCAGACAUGCCGCGAGAAGCUCAACCUCUUCAGCGUUAAGGACGCCUUCAUUGGCUUCGUCCUCGCACGGCAGAUCACCCGCUUACAGGAGGAUAUUGUCCGGACUCGAGCGCCAGAACGGAGCGUCGCCAAUUGCCUCUUUCACAACCGCAUCUCCUGCUCUGGCGGCUUUGCGGUCGCCUUUUCUGCCACAAACAAUAGCAAACGCACAGCUGCGAAGUUUCCACCAGUCGUCGAGAUGGCUUCAGGAUCAACCCAAGACCGAGGCCAAGCCUGACGCGAAACAAGAACCCAAGCCCGCCAACGCUGACGCGGAAGCAAAGCCCGAAUCAGAAGAGCAAACAAAGAAAGAAGAAGAAGAUGCCGACAAGUCGGAAGAUGGCGAAAAGAAGCAAGAGAAGAAGAAGGAUGAUCUACCUCCGCCCCCUCCCCAUGGCGACAAGACCCCGUGGCAAGUUUUCAUGGAGACAAUGCAGACUGAGUUCAAGCAGUCGAAAGAGUGGAAUGACUCUACCAAGCAACUUGCUGCUGGCGCAAAGGAGUUUAGUGAAAGCGAAAAUGUCCGCCGUGCUAGAGAAGCGUACGAGUCCACCACUGGUGCCAUUUCAUCGACUACUGGCAAGGUUUUGAAAAGUACUGGAACCGCCAUUGGCAAGGGUGCCGCCUGGACCUGGGAUACGUCAGUGAUGAAGGGCGUUCGCAAGGGUGCAAAUGCUACUGGCGACGUAUUGGACAAGGCCACCAAGCCUCUCCGAGAAACCGAGGCCUACAAGAACGUCAAGAAUGUGAUUGACGACGGCAGCAGCUCGAGAUAUGGUGGGUGGGUUGAGAAGGAAGAGCGCCGAAAGGCAAAGGAGCUCCGUGAGAAGCAAGCUGCAGAGCUCUAUGGCAAGCCUGAGGAUAUGGUUGAGGAUCCCAAUGCUGGUACAAACGUUACUGUCCACAAGGACGCAGCUUGGAAGGAGGCCUGGAGGGAUUUCAAGGACCAGAACAAGCUCUUCCAGGGCCUUUUCAACGCCAAGAAUGUCUACAAGGAAUCCGAGAAUCCGCUGAUCGAGACGGCGCGAAGCAUCACGGACCGAAUCGCUGGCUUCUUUGCCGAGAACGAGACCGCUCAGGUCAUCAAGAAGUUCCGAUCCAUGGACCCCAACUUCCAAGUCGAGCCUUUCCUCCAGGAGCUUAGAGAAUACAUUCUGCCCGAGGUCCUUGACGCCUAUGUCAAGGGUGACACCGAGACUCUGCAGCUAUGGCUGUCGGCAGCCCAGUACUCUGUCUACGAAGCUCUGACGAAGCAAUACCUCCAGAUGGGCAUGAAGUCGGAUGGCAAGAUCCUUGAUAUUCGUCACGUCGAUAUUCUCAAGGCUCGUAUGCUCGAGCCUGGUGAGAUACCCGUUUUUAUCAUUACCUGCCGAACUCAAGAGGUUCACGUCUACCGCAACGCAAAGACCAAUGAGUUGGCUGCCGGCAUGGAGGAUAGGGUGCAACUCGUCACAUACGCCAUUGGAAUCACGAGAACGCCCGAGGAUGUUACCAACCCAGAGACAAGAGGUUGGAGAUUGAUUGAGAUGCAGAAGAGCGCUCGUGAGUACAUUUAG